Messenger RNA from Fusarium vanettenii 77-13-4, 933 nucleotides. RefSeq lists its product as uncharacterized. The transcript has a single exon. Lineage: Eukaryota; Fungi; Ascomycota; Sordariomycetes; Hypocreales; Nectriaceae. The record is from RefSeq and is a predicted model, not a curated record. Bases 1 to 933 code for a protein of 310 amino acids.
AUGGCUUCUCCCGGCAUGAACAUCCCGCCGUCCAAAUAUCCCUUGACCAAAGAGGAGGAGCGGGUCUACAUAGUCAUGUGGUGCACGCUAAGAUGGGACUUGAUUUACAACGAGGACAAGAAAGCCAUCACAGCGCUUACCUCCAAGUACCCUGACAUCGCCAUCGCGACACAUUUCUCCGCCGGAAGCGUUUCUGGGAACUCUAGCGUCGCCCUGAGCCAGAUCAGUCAUCUACCGGACACCCCAUCUGGCUUGUCUCCAAACCGGAUGUGGGAGGCAUAUCACAAGACGGAAGAGAUGUGGAAGAAUGCUAGUACGCCAUGGUCAAGUCCGUCAGUGAAUGCCUUCAAUACUGACUCCCUCCUAGUUCAGGCACAACAGCAACAGCCCAAUGCAGGGCCUUCGGUCCCGCCCAAGAGUCUUCCUCUAACCCCGUCCUUCCCGCCUCAGCCGUAUCCUCUGCCGCCUGCUGCGAGUCCCUUUACUGCCCAGAGUUCCCUCUCCCCCGCUGGACCCUCGGUUGGACCUCCCGCUGGGCCUCCCCCGGGACCGCUGCCUGGAACCUCGAUGCCCUUUCCAACCCCAGUUCAGCCAAGACCGACACCGCCAGUAGUCCCUCAGCAGCAGCAACAACAAUUCACCCCCUCCUCAGCUUUCCUUCGCGAUCUAGCUCAGCGUCGUUCCUCAGCCAUGUCUAGACAAAAGACUGCAGCCGAAUCUUUCCGCGACUCGAUGCACAAGGCUGUUGAUGCCGAGACGGAGAUGGCCAAGUGCAUCGCCGAGAUUCACGAACUGGAUCGUCUGGAAAAGGAGGCCAAGGGUGGGCUAGUGGAGGAGUCCCCAAAGGAAAGGGCCAAGACAACUGCAUCCAAGAGACGGGAGAGGAAGAAGAAGGCGACAGAGAAGCAUGGCGCGCAUGACGAAGGAUAUUGA